Molecule: messenger RNA, 3401 nt
Organism: Rhinichthys klamathensis goyatoka
Lineage: Eukaryota; Metazoa; Chordata; Actinopteri; Cypriniformes; Leuciscidae
Gene: slitrk5
Product: SLIT and NTRK-like protein 5
Exons: 2
Coding region: 793-3396 (867 amino acids)
Biological process (GO): positive regulation of synapse assembly; axonogenesis; regulation of presynapse assembly
Cellular component (GO): membrane
Molecular function (GO): protein binding
Source: RefSeq, a predicted model, not a curated record
UUCCUUGUCUUUCUCUCUCCGAUUGUCUUACCAUCGCCAUUACCCUUCAAUUGUUCUGUUGCGUAAAAUAAGCUAGAGAGAGGGCAGUGUGCGAGCAACAUAUUGUGCACGAAGCUCUUAUUUUAAGUCCUCUCAUAAAUAUUCCACCCUGCCCCAAAUUUACAAUUGAUCUGACGACAGUACAGCAACAGUGAGCCAAUGGAAAUCCAAGUUCCACUAGUUGAAACUCUAGUUAAGAUGGCAACACAUCUCCAAAGGCGGAUUUAUGGGAACCUCUUGCCAAAACAAAAAUAAAACAAAAAAAUAUGAAAACAGACAACACAGCAUUGGAGGAACCAGAGAUCAGCGAAGAAAUCACAUGUACAUCCGGCAAUAUACAACGCGAUACCAGCCGUACCACUCACAAGCGUCUCGGGGAUGCGUACUUUGCGCGUCCGUUUCUGAGAAAAAAGGAUAGACUGCCUUGCUUGUGGAUACAUUCCGUUUAAAAUGGACACUGCACUGGUUGGAUUGUGCCAGGGAAUGGCAAUGCACAUCAAGAGAAAUUCCUAAACUUGCGUUUUUCCUCUUUACAGCCUGCUGACCGUCACGUUUCCAGCGAGAGUUUGUUAUACCCAGGCUGAUCACGAACCACUUCACGGAUUAUUAUACAGUCGGGGUGAAGAGGGACCAGUGUCUUCAAGGUUAUAGAUUGGCCAUGCUAAUUAUGUUUUCGAAUUUACCACGUUUAAGCGGAUGACACCCAAAACUACAACUGCACUACCGUGAGCUGGGCCAUUCCUGCACAAGAAAAUGCAUAUCUGGAUACUGAAAAUAAUAUUGCUGGUUGCCACAUCCCUGAGUCUGGUUGAGAUGUAUGACAAUUAUGGGGAGAUCUGUAGGGAUCUGUGCACUUGUGAGGAGAAGGAAGGCAUUCUGACGGUCAGUUGUGAGAACAGGGGCAUUGUGCGACUGUCGGAAAUAAGCCCGGUGCAAUUUUCUAUGUACCAUCUUUUACUGACAGGUAAUUUGCUAAAAAGAUUGUCUGUCAAUGACUUCAUCAACUACACUGGAGCUACCAUUUUGCAUUUAGGUAAUAAUGACAUAUCUGAGGUGGAGACUGGGGCGUUCAAUGGACUCCAGGGAUUAAAGAGGUUACAUUUGAACAAUAACAAAAUAGACAUUCUUCGGGACGACACUUUCGCCGGACUCGAGAGCCUAGAAUACCUGCAGAUUGACUAUAAUUUUAUUAGCACUAUUGAACCUAAUGCUCUGAGUAGGCUUCAUCAACUAACUGUUCUGAUUCUCAAUGACAAUUUGUUGUCCUCUCUGCCCACGAACAUUUUCCGAAAUGUGCCCUUGACGCACCUGGAUCUGAGGGGAAAUCGCUUAAAAAUGUUCCCUUACAUCGGCCUUUUGGAGCAUAUGGACAAAGUAGUGGAAUUACAGCUUGAGGAAAAUCUGUGGAAUUGCUCUUGCGAGCUCAUUGCGCUUAAGGCUUGGCUGGAGAGCAUCGCCUACACUGCUCUGGUGGGGGAGGUGGUUUGUGAGACUCCUUUCAGGCUCCAUGGCAGGGAUCUGGACGAGGUCUCAAAGCAGGAACUGUGUCCCCGAAGGGCCAUAUCAGAGUACGAGAUGCGCCCACCUCCCCCGCUCAGCACCAGCAGCUAUUUCCAGACCACACCGGCAGCUGUGACAGCAUCAGCCACGUCUUCGGCCGUCCUGCGAUCCUCAUCUAGGCCGACCAAGGGCACCCGCCAAUCCAGCAAAACCAAGUCCAAGCCCACAUCUCGAAUCCCAGCCAACCCCUACAACUACGGGCCCAUCAUUGCUUUUCAGACCAAAUCUCCCGUGCCUUUGGACUGCCCCACCACCUGUACAUGCAAUCUGCAAAUCUCUGACCUGGGGCUCAAUGUCAACUGCCAGGAAAGGAAGAUCGAAAACAUAUCAGAUCUUAAGCCCAAGCCAUACAAUCCUAAAAAGAUGUACCUCACGGGGAACUACAUUCCCGUCGUACGUAGAUCUGACUUCGUGGAGGCUGAGGGACUGGAUUUAUUGCACCUGGGAAACAAUCGGAUAGCACUAAUACACGACAGAGCCUUUGGGGAUUUAAUUAACCUACGUAGGCUGUACUUAAAUGGCAAUUUGAUUGACAGACUCACGGCAGAUAUGUUCUUUGGGCUAAAGAGUCUGCAGUACUUGUAUUUAGAAUAUAAUAAGAUUCGAGAGAUUGUGGGUGGUACCUUCCGCUUUGUGCCCAACCUUCAGCUACUUUUCCUCAAUAACAAUCUUUUAAAAACGUUGCCAGGAGGCAUCUUCUCUAGUCUGUCUCUAUCCCGCCUCAACCUUCGCAGCAACCAAUUUCAAAACCUGCCUGUGAGUGGAGUUCUGGACCAGCUAAAAGCAUUGGUUCAGAUUGACCUGUUCGAGAACCCUUGGGAUUGCACCUGCGAUGCGGUUGGCAUGAAGAUCUGGUUGGAGCAGCUGAACACUGGAACGGUGGUGAACGACGUCAAAUGCGUGACACCCAAGCGGGUUGCGGGGCAGGAUAUGCGGGUUGUCCCUUCUGAGCAGUUAUGUCCAGAUUACUCUGACGUCAUCGUGUCCACCGUGGUUCCUUCCGAGGAGCCUUCAGCAGACCGGAUCACCACCACCGAGACGCCCCGGAGGUUCAACACCACUUCCAGUAAUGUCCCUUUGUCUGUUCUGAUUCUCAGCCUCCUCCUUGUUUUCAUAAUGUCCGUGUUUGUGGCAGCCGGCCUGUUUGUGGUGGUGAUGAAGAGGCGUAAAAAGUCUCAGAGCGACCGUACCAGCACAAACAACUCAGACGUGAGCUCCUUCAACCUGCAGUACAAUCUCUAUAGCAAUCGCUCUGUCCCCAAGGUCAAGGCCCCAGUGGGUCAUGUCUAUGAGUACAUCCCCCAUCCAUUAGGUCACAUGUGCAAAAACCCAAUCUACAGGUCCCGGGAAGGGAACGCCGUGGAGGAUUACCCCGACCUGCAUGAACUCAAGGUCACCUACAGGAGUAAUGCUGAUGAGGAUCAGGAGGUCACCUUGAGGAGCCCCAAUUACACGGUGAGCACCAUCGAGCCUCGUGAGCAGCCGUCUCCUGUUCAGGAUGCCGAACACUUCUUUAGGGGGAUUCUGGAGCCGGAUAAAUCUCCAUCGACUGCUGGCAGCAGGUUUGAAUAUAAGUACACUGGCCCUGUCCCGUACACAUACCAACCAAACUUCGACGUGAGGCGCCAGUUCUUACAUCCUGAAGGAAUACGAGAGACUAUGCUUUAUGGUACAGCGCCAAGUACUGUCUUUGUGGAGCCCAAUAGAAAUGACUAUUUGGAACUAAAGGCAAAACUUCAAAUAGAGCCGGACUACCUCGAAGUUCUUGAGAAACAGACAACACAGAGCCAGUUUUAAACCUU